Messenger RNA from Micropterus salmoides (largemouth bass), 3162 nucleotides. Its product is annotated as casein kinase I-like. Bases 886 to 2301 code for a protein of 471 amino acids. The transcript has 12 exons. Gene Ontology annotation, biological process: positive regulation of canonical Wnt signaling pathway; endocytosis; signal transduction. The record is from RefSeq and is a predicted model, not a curated record. NCBI's taxonomy places the organism in Eukaryota, Metazoa, Chordata, Actinopteri, Centrarchiformes, Centrarchidae. Gene Ontology annotation, molecular function: ATP binding; protein serine/threonine kinase activity. Gene Ontology annotation, cellular component: plasma membrane; nucleus; cytoplasm.
CAAAUUGCGUGCUUUGCUCCGCGGCGAGGCUUUUCAGCUGGUUUAGCCAAACAUCCACAGAAAAAGAGAUGAGCAGGAAAACGAGACGAAGAAACUGAGAACAAUGUAACGUCACACAAAGCUAGGAAGAAAAUCUGUUUAGGUGGUACUUUGAAACCUCAGCUCAUAGUAUUCUUUACGCCCAGGGAGUGACGCUUCGCUUGGCGCUUGGUAUGACCAAACACAGGUUAUCAGCCUCGGUGUGACAGUGGAUAGGUUCAGGGGUCCAGCAUUUAGUAGUUAUACCCAAAUUUUCGAUGUAAUAACGGGGAACUUCUUAACUUGGAAUAUUCCUGCUGGGGUUGGGUGCAUGGGUGUUGUGCUGACUGCAGGUUCUUGUCAUGGUGGACUGGUUUGUCUGAGCCUGAAGCUAGCAUAGCUUCCCAAUCAUUUCAUAUAGCAUGUUAGCAUAUGGCUAGCCACUUAUGGUGACAGAUCAGGCCGUCAUCCUCCUCCCCUCAUCACCAUCUCUGGCCCCUACAAGGGGGUAUAAAGUGGUAGGUAGUGGUGCCCCCUUACUCUGCCAUCUUUUCAUUUCUCUUUUAUUUGGUCAUCUAUCCAUCCACCCUUCACUUUUGUGUUGUACUAAGCACUCAAGCUAACUAAGCUCUUUUCCUUUUUAUGAGAUCCUCUUCAUCUUCUAUCUGUCCUAGUUCAUCUUAAAUUGCAGCAGCUCAGCCCCUGCCCUCUUUAAAGUCAAACCCCAACCUCGGUUUAAUUCACAUUUUGGCCCUGGGUUUGAGUACCCGAACAUCUGACAGUCCAGCCACUAGGCAGUUGUUUUGGUAGUUGUUUAGGUUGCAUGGAAUCGGCUUAACCGUGGAGAGGCCAGGCUACCACAAACUGAUGGACUUUGACAAGCGAGGAGUGGGGGGAGGAGGGGGCGGCGGCGGUGGGGGCGGCGGAGGCGGCGGCGGUGGUGGUGGUGGCGGUGGAGGGAAGGCGGAGACAGAGGAGGCGAAGAGGAUGUCUGCAAAGACGGGGAGUCGAUCAGGGCACGGUGGCCGGGGUGCCGGCUCCAACUCUGGGGUUCUAAUGGUCGGACCAAACUUCCGGGUCGGAAAGAAGAUCGGCUGUGGGAACUUUGGAGAGCUGCGACUCGGAAAGAACCUGUACACCAAUGAAUACGUGGCAAUCAAACUGGAGCCUAUUAAGUCGAGGGCGCCGCAGCUCCACCUAGAAUAUCGUUUCUACAAACAGCUGGGAACUUCAGAGGGCGUUCCCCAGGUGUUCUACUUUGGACCAUGCGGUAAAUACAAUGCAAUGGUUCUGGAGCUACUGGGACCCAGCUUAGAAGAUCUGUUUGAUCUCUGUGACCGGACCUUCUCUCUAAAGACUGUACUCAUGAUAGCCAUACAACUGAUAACCCGUAUGGAGUUUGUCCACACCAGAAGCCUGAUCUAUCGCGACGUGAAGCCGGAGAACUUCCUGGUGGGCCGACCCGGCUCCAAACGGCAACACACCAUCCACAUCAUAGACUUUGGCCUGGCGAAAGAAUACAUAGACCCGGAGACCAAGAAACACAUUCCAUACAGAGAACACAAGAGUCUGACUGGAACCGCGAGAUACAUGAGCAUCAACACACACCUGGGGAAAGAGCAAAGCAGGCGGGAUGACCUGGAAGCUCUGGGCCACAUGUUCAUGUACUUCCUGCGAGGCAGCCUACCGUGGCAGGGACUCAAGGCUGACACUCUGAAAGAACGUUAUCAGAAGAUAGGAGACACGAAGAGAGACACACCAAUAGAGGUCCUCUGCGAAAAUUUCCCUGAAGAGAUGGCCACCUACCUGCGGUACGUUCGUCGGCUCGACUUCUUCGAGAAGCCGGACUACGACUAUCUGAGGAAACUCUUUACGGACCUCUUUGACAGAAACGGAUACAUCUUUGACUACCAGUAUGACUGGACUGGAAAGCCGCUGCCCACCCCUAUUGGUCCAGUGGCCAGUGAGACGCCACUUCAGACGAGCAACCGAGAGAAAGCGCCUCAAACCAAAAACCAGUCUCCAGAGGGGAAAGGCAGCGAGUCCCAGCCGACUCCAGUGACCAAUCGAGAGCUGCUGGGCUCCCAUCUCACUGCUGAUAGGCUGGGAGGGUCUGUCCAGGUGAUGAGUUCAACCAAUGGGGAGCUGAAUACAGACGACCCCACUGCAGGACACUCCAACGCACCAAUCACAGCCAACGCAGAGGUGGAAGUGGCUGAUGAUACCAAGUGCUGCUGUUUCUUCAAGAGGAGGAAGAGGAAAACUCUCCAGAGACACAAAUGAAAACGAGAGCGAAACCCUAGUCUCCGCCCCCCCCUUCUCUCUCUCUCUCUCUUUCUCUAGCUCUCUUCAUAUAACCCUCCCCCCCCCCCAGUCCCCCUCUGACCCUCCUCCUCUGCUGCUGCAGGAGGUCCUGUGGUCCACCUUGGGUCGGCUGGACUGGCUGGACCGCCGUGCAGCAGAACAUGUUUGCUAAGCUGGUUUAUUCUGCUCUGGACUGACCAGACAGAAAGAGAGUAACAUGUGUUCCACAACUGAGCUUUAAAUGUGGACUAACUGUACCAGCGGCGGAGUCUUAAUGUAUUUAUGGUCACAAACAGAACUGAAACUGCAUCUACACAAACUUCUUCGGAAACAAGUGACCACAAGUGAACGAACAGCCGAUAGACUGUAAGCUGAUUGGCUGACGAGACUUAAUUCAACGGGUUAACUGGCGGACCGCCUAGUUCUCUAUUUUCUUUGUUUUUGAUUUUUUUUUUUUUUCUUCUUCCUUACUGACUGGUUCAGAGGAGAGACGAGCGUAUUUCUGAGGAGAUACAGAAGAGAGGACGACAAAAGGAUCGGAGGAAAUGACUGUCGGACCACAUAUACAUAUAUACAUGCGCUGCACACUUUCUCAUCAUAAAGAGACUUCAGAAAAGAUCCAGCUCUCUCACACACACACACACAUAGUACUAUAACGUUUUUAUUCCCUAGGGUCAAAGGACUAGUGAGCGGCUCGGUCUGUUUCCUGCAACAGAUCGGGCUCGGUGUACUUCUCAUCCUCAGAGGGAAAAACCUCACAACCACCAGAAUCAAGAGUUUAAAAAAGAUGUUUAUGUGAAAACUAUGCUUUAUUUUUUUUUUUUUCUCCUCCUGUUUUAA